This is a messenger RNA of Ctenocephalides felis (cat flea), 763 nucleotides long. RefSeq names its product 60S ribosomal protein L19 (gene RpL19). Gene Ontology annotation, biological process: translation. The record is from RefSeq and is a predicted model, not a curated record. The transcript has 4 exons. The coding region runs from base 117 to 716 and encodes 199 amino acids. Gene Ontology annotation, molecular function: RNA binding; structural constituent of ribosome. Gene Ontology annotation, cellular component: cytosolic large ribosomal subunit; ribosome. NCBI's taxonomy places the organism in Eukaryota, Metazoa, Arthropoda, Insecta, Siphonaptera, Pulicidae.
GAACUUGUUCAGCAACAUGAGGUAAGUGCAUAUUCUGGAAUUAAUAGUGAUUACUGUUCGUGAAAAUUGUGUAGAUAUAACGUAUUUAUUCCCAUGUUAUUUUAAUAUAACUAACAAUGAGUUCCCUCAAGUUGCAGAAGAGGCUGGCCGCCUCGGUUAUGCGAUGUGGUAAAAAGAAGGUAUGGCUUGAUCCUAACGAAAUCAAUGAAAUUGCCAACACCAACUCCAGGCAAAAUAUCCGCAAACUCAUUAAAGAUGGUUUAAUCAUCAAGAAGCCUGUGGCUGUACACUCACGCUCUCGUGUACGUAAAAAUACUGAAGCCAGAAGGAAAGGUCGCCACAGCGGUUUUGGUAAAAGAAAAGGUACAGCUAAUGCCCGUACACCACAAAAGGAUCUAUGGGUACAACGUAUGAGAGUCCUGAGGCGUUUGUUGAAAAAAUACCGUGAAGCAAAAAAGAUUGAUCGCCAUUUGUAUCAUGCACUUUACAUGAAAGCAAAGGGUAAUGUAUUCAAGAACAAGAGAGUUCUUAUGGAAUACAUCCAUAAGAAAAAGGCUGAAAAGGCACGUACUAAAAUGUUGAAUGACCAAGCUGAAGCUAGGAGAACAAAAGUACGUGAAGCACGUAAACGACGUGAAGAAAGAAUUGCUACUAAAAAGCAAGAGCUCUUACAAACUUACGCUAAGGAAGAUGAAGCAGCAGCCACCAAAAAAUAAAUGUACCCUUCCUUGAUAAAUAAAAUAAAUUUAUAAUAAAUUUAAAA